Meriones unguiculatus (Mongolian gerbil) is the source of this 1047-nucleotide messenger RNA. RefSeq names its product olfactory receptor 6Z7-like. The transcript has a single exon. Gene Ontology annotation, biological process: G protein-coupled receptor signaling pathway. Gene Ontology annotation, molecular function: G protein-coupled receptor activity; olfactory receptor activity. The record is from RefSeq and is a predicted model, not a curated record. Lineage: Eukaryota; Metazoa; Chordata; Mammalia; Rodentia; Muridae. Gene Ontology annotation, cellular component: membrane. Bases 103 to 1047 code for a protein of 314 amino acids.
AAAGAAGUGAUUCAUGGAGUUGUGAUAAUGGCUUUGUUCUAAGGUGGUAGGGUAGGAGAGAGAUUUGGACAAUAAUAUUUUGUAGAUGUAUUUUGUUUUUAGAUGGAAAAGCCACUUGAGUUGGGCAACAUGACUAGAGUCCAGGAGUUUGUCUUACUGGGCUUGUCCACAAGGCUGGUCAUAAGGGAUGCCCUGUUUGCAGUCUUCCUGACUCUCUACCUGCUGACACUCCUGGAGAACACACUCAUCAUCUAUCUCAUCUGCAGUCACAGUGAGCUCCACAAGCCCAUGUACUUCUUCCUGGGCAACCUCAGCUGCCUGGAGAUGUGUUAUGUGUCAGUCACCAUGCCCACCCUACUCUUGGGGCUGUGGACAGGACCCUGCCAUGUUCCAUUCACAGGUUGCAUGACCCAGCUCUUCUUCUUCAUCUCUCUCAUCUGCACAGAGUGCACCCUCCUGGCCUCCAUGGCUUAUGACCGCUAUGUGGCCAUCUGCCGCCCACUGCACUACCCACUGCUCAUGAGGCCACAGGUCUGCCUGGGCUUAGCCUUGUCUUCAUGGCUUGGUGGGCUGCUGGUCUCAGUUAUCAAAACAGCAUGCAUCGCAAGCCUGUCCUAUUGUGGUCCCAAUGUACUCAACCACUUCUUCUGUGAUGUCUCUCCUCUUCUUAACCUGUCCUGUACCCAUGUGGCCCUCACGGAGCUGGUAGACUUUAUCUCAGCCAUUGUCAUCCUCUGGGGUUCACUCCUUGUGGCCAUGGCCUCCUAUGUGGCUAUUGGUAGAACAGUUCUGGGAAUGCCAUCAGCUGCUGCCCGCCACAAAGCCUUCUCCACCUGCGCCUCCCACUUGGUAGUGGUGGGCAUCUUCUACUCAGCCACUAUCUUCAUCUAUGCCCGUCCCAGCCGCAUAGAGGCCAUGGACCUCAAUAAAGUGUUGUCUGUCAUCUACACGGUGGUCACACCCAUGUGCAACCCAAUAAUCUACUGUCUGAGGAACAGAGAGGUGCAAUUAGCUUUUCGUAGAACCAUGCACUGGUCCUCAGUUUGA